This is a messenger RNA of Chionomys nivalis (European snow vole), 1801 nucleotides long. It is a transcript of the gene Rfng, whose product is annotated as RFNG O-fucosylpeptide 3-beta-N-acetylglucosaminyltransferase. The transcript is spliced from 8 exons. Gene Ontology annotation, molecular function: O-fucosylpeptide 3-beta-N-acetylglucosaminyltransferase activity. The record is from RefSeq and is a predicted model, not a curated record. Gene Ontology annotation, biological process: pattern specification process; regulation of Notch signaling pathway. The coding region runs from base 167 to 1159 and encodes 330 amino acids. Gene Ontology annotation, cellular component: Golgi membrane. Lineage: Eukaryota; Metazoa; Chordata; Mammalia; Rodentia; Cricetidae.
GAACCGGCAGCGGCAUCUUCCACCCCCGGCGCCGCAGAGCGACGUUCACUUCCGGGGCGGCGCGGCCAUCAGUUCCGGGUCGCGACUCGGGGCGGGGCGCUGGUCGCUCUUAAAGGGGCCGCCUCACUCUCAGGCGGGCGCCCAGCGCCCGGGCCGGGGCGAGCGUAUGAACCGUGUGCGGGGUCUGCUGUGCCGGGCCUGCCUCGCGCUGGCCGCGGUCCUGGCUGUCUUGCUGCUGCUGCCGCUGCCGCUGCCCCUGCCCCGCGCGCCCGCACCAGACCCCGGCCGGAUCCCGACUCCCGGUCUGUCUCUCGAGAUCUCCCGCCUGCAGCCCGACGAUGUCUUCAUCGCAGUCAAGACCACUCGGAAGAACCACAGCCCGCGUCUGCGGCUGCUUCUGCGCACCUGGAUCUCACGAGCCCCGCGGCAGACGUUCAUCUUCACCGACGGAGAGGACCCUGAGCUCCAGCUGCUGGCAGGCGGCCGCCUGAUCAACACCAAUUGUUCAGCUGUGCGCACGCGCCAAGCGCUGUGCUGUAAAAUGUCGGUGGAAUACGAUAAGUUCAUAGAAUCCGGACGGAAAUGGUUCUGCCACGUGGAUGACGACAACUACGUGAACCCCGAAAGCCUGCUGCACCUGCUUUCCACUUUCUCUUCCAACCAGGACAUCUAUCUGGGGAGACCUAGUCUGGACCACCCCAUCGAGGCCACCGAGAGAGUCCAGGGUGGUGGCGCCUCAAACACAGUGAAGUUCUGGUUUGCUACUGGUGGGGCUGGGUUCUGCCUGAGCAGAGGCCUUGCUCUCAAAAUGAGUCCAUGGGCCAGCCUAGGCAGCUUCAUGAGCACAGCAGAGCGGGUACGGCUCCCUGAUGACUGCACAGUAGGCUACAUUGUGGAAGGGCUUCUGGGUGCCCGCCUGCGCCACAGCCCCCUCUUCCACUCUCACCUGGAGAACCUGCAGAGACUGCCGUCCGAUGCCGUUCUGCAGCAGGUCACCCUGAGCUAUGGGGGUCCUGAGAACCCACGUAAUGUGGUGAACGUAGCCGGAGGUUUCAGUAUACAGCAGGACCCUACACGGUUCCAGUCUGUGCACUGCCUUCUCUACCCAGACACCCACUGGUGCCCUAUGAAGAACAGGGGUGAGGUAGCUUUUCAGUAACUGAUGACCCCUGGUGGCUCCCUCGGGCCUUGGAUUCGGCAGGCAGCAGAAGACGAAAGGCUCGAAGGCUCCCACAAUCCUUCUUCCAGUUGGGACACAAGGUACCUCGGGAUCGUGAGGACAGCUGGACUGUGCGUGCGGAGAUCGUCCAAGAGCAGCAAGGAAUGUAAUGCCGCCGAGCUGUGUACGGACGCUGCUGGCCCAGCCCGAAGGCCCAGGAAGGGACGGGUCCCCGACCUCCCACAACUGCAGCUUAAGGUGGUGCAGGGUGGGCUAGUCGUGAAAGGGUGGGCUCCAGGCCUGGCCACAGACUCUUCCUGGGUUGCUCACAGAGCCGCUGUCCAAACCCAGAAUGUGCAGACUACCUGGCUGCUGGAUGUGUAAGGUCAGCCCAAGGCUCUGCCUCCCAGCCACGCUGCUGUUCAUCGUUACCUCAAUCCCUGGCCUCCCAGAAUCGCUCCCAGGAGACAUUCUUCCUCUACUGGAGGUUUAGGGGUCUCUUCCCCGAGCUUCCCAGAAAUCAACAGCCAGAACCUUUCCUCUGGCCCCUCAGGAGCAAGAUGCAGCCCCAGCACCUUUUACGGGGGUGUCCCGUGGGAAGCGACUGCAGUAUUGAGUAAAGGCUUCUGUGACGUUCCUAGU